This is a messenger RNA of Protopolystoma xenopodis, 1407 nucleotides long. NCBI's taxonomy places the organism in Eukaryota, Metazoa, Platyhelminthes, Monogenea, Polystomatidea, Polystomatidae. The record is from the annotation of a GenBank genome assembly.
AUGAACUGCCUUGCUUCACUGUCCUUCUCGCAACCGGAACGCUGCACACCUGGACUAUUUUCAAAUGCACCUUCGCUUUGCCCGCUUUCAACUUUUUUCUCUCAUCAGUUUGGAUCCAAGUUUGCUCAAGACCAAUUGAGUUCCGAACACGAAUUCGAUCAUCAGGCGCAUCUGUACCAUCAUCAACACCAUCUUCAACUUCAUAUCCGCCAGCAAUAUCAACAUCACCAACACCAAUAUGAGCACCACAAUAGACAUCAUAUACAACUACAUCCUCCGCUCACUUCGAAUGAACUUUUUCUUACUCACCAUGCCUCGGAUGCCUCAGGACACAACAACCAAUUUGUCGGCCUACAUCGAAUUGGCUUGCCUAUGCAAAGCCCUAUCCGCCGUGCACCCCGGAAAAAAACAUCUCGGAGCAGUCUGUCAGAUUUGGCUGACUUCAAACCUGGGCUAACCAGCUUAACCGAUGAGCAGGUCUAUAAAGGAGUGCGGGGUCAUGACCCCUGUCGACUUGAAGACCUUCCGACAGAGGUUCUAUUGCGCAUCUUUGAUCAUCUUGAUGACAUGACGCUCUGGUGUUUGCGGUUAGCCUCAGUUCGUUGUCGCCUGGUCAUCGAUAACCGAGUCUCUGAAAUGCGUUGGGCUGACUUUGUCCAUCUUCGAUGGCCAUUAUUCACGCCGCGGCACAAGAUUGCUUCCUGGCGCUUGGUUUAUUUGAACCUAAUGGAGAGCGUCACUUGUCGAUUUUGCCUAGAACGCCUCCGGCAUCCGGCUAUCUUCAGGCUGGUCGAGUCUUCAAGUAUCCGACGUCGCCGGAUUAUCUCCGAGAUCGAGAGUCUUUGUGCUGACCCCCCAUACGGUAUAAAAGCUCUUGCUUUGGAUACAGAAACGUACUCUCACUGCUUAGCUGGUAUAUCAGGCCCCUCGGCUUCGCCAUAUGAGGGUGGUAUUUUCUAUGUGCACGUUCUAAUCCCAGAUAGUCAUCCGAUGAGGCCACCAGUCAUCCGGUUUCUCACUCGCGUACUUCACCCUAACAUCAGUUUUCAUGGUGACGUUGGGCUUGAUUGCAUCCGGCACAACUGGAGCCUAACCUUGACUCUAGAAAAACUGUUAAUAAGCAUUCAGUCUCUUCUCACUGAUCCCUACACACACGUAUGCAUGGAGCCAGUUAUCGGGACACUGUACACAGAGAAUCGGGACAAGUUUGAGGAACUGGCACGCCUGUGGACUUGGAAGUUCGCUUGCCACGAUUAUCUUUCGGCAGAUUUUGUUGAUGAGUUGAAGCUACCAGAUUACAUUGGUGAAAUGCAGGCAACAUUAGAGCGAGCCAACGUGGUGGCCUCUGCUGCUUUGGUAGCUAAUGAAAAAGAUGAAGCAGCGCCUGUCCUCGGGACGGAAAAGUAA